This is a messenger RNA of Sabethes cyaneus, 1280 nucleotides long. Its product is annotated as coiled-coil domain-containing protein 97. The record is from RefSeq and is a predicted model, not a curated record. The transcript is spliced from 2 exons. The coding region runs from base 50 to 1270 and encodes 406 amino acids. Lineage: Eukaryota; Metazoa; Arthropoda; Insecta; Diptera; Culicidae.
AGCUGUAGCGCCAGAUUAUACAAAAAUAACUGUUGUUGUUUAUUUGAUUAUGCAUUUUACGGAAAAAUUGGAACGUGUUAAUGAGCAGAAGGAGCCAUCACCAUCAAUCUAUGACGAAACAACGCAACACCCAGAUGAAACGGGUGAAUCUAAUAUGGGUUUAGUCACGGAGGCCGACCUGGUGGAAUACAUCUCGCGCGAUCAAAAAGUAUUUUAUAAAAGUCAACAAAUCAAUGAUCCUGAACUAACCGUAGAAGAAAAACUCAAUAUUUUGAAGGAAGUUUUAUCGAAAAGUCACACAACAUUUCUGUCUAGGUUUGGACACUUUAUUAAGGAGGAUCAUUUGCGAUAUUUCGAGCAAGAUCAGGAGACUUGCGGGUACAGCCCAGACGAACGUUACGAGGUGGAAUACUAUUUAGAGAAGAUUCGACGUUCGCAUAAUGGUGGCCGAGAACGGGAGAUACGCAAUCGAAGGUACGCCGCAUUGAAGCAACUGGUGCAGGAUGGGAGCUAUUUUAGCGAAAUGGAAAUGAUGCAACGGGAACCGUUGCUGUACGAACAGCUCGUUGGGCAGUACUUAACUGAGCAGGAACGGAAAGCACGAGACGCGGAAGGGUCAAAGAAAGACAGUUUGGUAUCGAUACUGUUCAAUGGCAUUGAUAAAGAUAAUACCGACGCGUUGCGCAAGGAGCAGCAAAGUGAGGAAACUAGAAUGGAACAAGUGGCGGCCGGUUGUGAAGAUGAGGAUGAUUCCGAGGAUAGCGGACGGGAGAACAGACCGGAAACGCCAGCUUUUUCGCGCGCACAAUGGGGUAACUUUGAUGUGGAAGAAGAGGAGCGAUUGAAAAAUAUUCAACUAGAGCGGGAUGCAGAAAAGCGCAACAAAAAGUAUUCCGUACCCGUUAGUAUGGUAACGGCUGGCGAGCGGGACCUACUGAGAGAUGAGUUUAUCGGGACGAUGUAUUCAAAAUUUAUAUCCGGGGAAGAUGGGGAGUUUGAUUAUUCAAAAAUUGAUGAAAGCGCCGAGUACGAAAAUUUGGACAUAAUCGAACAAGAUGAACAGGAGCGAUACUUUGACUCGGAGGAUACCGAAGGCUCUGUUCCACCGAAUGAUACCGUGCAUUCUGAUAUGCAAUUGGAUGAUAACGAGGAAGAUGAUUUGGAUAUCUACAUGAGGCAUAUUGAUCAACAUUUGAAGAAUCAACAAAACAUGGAACGAAUGAAUAGUCAGAUGCGUGAUAUAAACUGUGAAUACGAAAGUGAUGAUUAAUAAUUGUUUA